Messenger RNA from Rhincodon typus (whale shark), 5410 nucleotides. It is a transcript of the gene bnc2, whose product is annotated as basonuclin 2. The coding region runs from base 208 to 3270 and encodes 1020 amino acids. Gene Ontology annotation, cellular component: nucleus. The transcript is spliced from 6 exons. The record is from RefSeq and is a predicted model, not a curated record. Gene Ontology annotation, biological process: regulation of DNA-templated transcription. NCBI's taxonomy places the organism in Eukaryota, Metazoa, Chordata, Chondrichthyes, Orectolobiformes, Rhincodontidae.
UUGCAGGCAGAUUCUUCACUGCACAUCUUGGUACUGACAGCCCAGAGGCUUGAAAACCCACCAAUACCUUGCAGUCAGGAACAGCAGAAGGGAAUGUGAGAGAGAGAGAGAGAGAGAGAGGGGGAAAGGCAGUGAGAGAGUGUAUGUAUGUGUGUGUGAGUCAGAGCAAGCGACUUCACUUUAAGAGACUUAAGUCCCAACUACUCCAUGCAGUUCAGCACAACAGCAGCAUCCACAGAGCCUGGUUUCAUGGGGACAUGGCAGAACUCCGAGACUAACCUGCUCUUCAGAAUGGCCCAACAGGCCAUUCGCUGUACACUGGUAAACUGUACGUGUGAAUGCUUCCAACCAGGAAAGAUCAGCCUACGAACCUGUGACCAGUGUAAACAUGGCUGGGUGGCACAUGCGUUGGACAAGCUCAGCACCCAACACCUGUACCAUCCAACGCAGGUGGAGAUUGUUCAGUCCAAUGUGGUGUUUGACAUCAGCAGCCUGAUGUUGUACGGGACACAGGCAGUCCCAGUGCGCCUCAAAAUCCUUCUUGACCGUCUCUUCAGUGUAUUGAAACAGGAGGAGGUGCUUCAGAUCCUGCACGGCCUGGGCUGGACUCUCCGAGACUAUGUCCGUGGAUACAUCCUUCAGGAUGCUGCAGGCAAGGUGCUGGACCGCUGGGCUAUCAUGUCCCGGGAAGAAGAGAUCAUUACCCUCCAGCAGUUUCUGAGGUUCGGAGAAACCAAAUCCAUUGUCGAGCUGAUGGCCAUCCAAGAAAAAGAAGGGCAGGCUGUGGCUGUGCCGACUUCAAAAGCAGAUUCUGAUAUCAGAACUUUUAUAGAAAGCAACAAUCGGACUAGGAGCCCUAGCCUCCUGGCUCAUCUGGAAAACAGCAACCCUUCCAGCAUCCAUCACUUUGAAAAUAUCCCCAACAGCCUGGCAUUCCUACUUCCAUUCCAAUACAUAAACCCCAUCUCUGCUCCUUUACUUGGCCUCCCCCCCAAUGGUGUCAUGCUUGAACAGAGCCUGAGGUUGAGGGAACCCAACCUUCCUAUCCAGAACGAGCAUGUAGAGAGCAGUGAGUCUGAAGUUUCCGUUUCGCCUUUUCGAAAUGACCAAACUAGCAGCAGGAACGCCCUCAGUAGCAUUAUCAAUGUUGAGCCCAAGACCGAGCAGAGCAGGUUGUCCCCAAUUCACACACCAGCAGCUCCUGCAAAUGACCCGGUCAAGACCGACAACUCUAAAAGUACUCUUCUGAGCUCAAAAAUUCAGAGGGUGAAGAGAAUUGGACUGACCCCAAGAAAGGGCCGAGUGGUCUGCAAUGCCUGUGGUAAGACUUUUUAUGACAAAGGUACCCUCAAGAUCCAUUACAAUGCUGUGCACCUGAAGAUUAAGCAUAGGUGCACGAUUGAAGGCUGCAACAUGGUUUUCAGUUCCCUGAGGAGCCGCAAUCGUCAUAGUGCCAAUCCCAAUCCACGUCUGCACAUGCCAAUGCUGAGGAACAACAGAGACAAGGAUCUCAUCCGAGCCACAUCUGGAGCAGCCACUCCAGUCAUAUCCAGCAUCAAAUCAAAUUUAAGUCUCACAUCGCCUGGGCGACCAUCCAUGGGCUUUAAUUCUUCCUCAGUCGAUCCAGUUCUUCAGAACCCCCUGGUAUUCCCUCCUCUUAAGACAGUGGAACCUGUCCCUCCAUUUUACAGGAACUUGCUGACAUCUGGUGAAAUGGUGAGCCCUCCAACAUCGCUCCCAUCCAGCCCCAUAGUGCCCACCCUCGAACAGCCUUGCGCCCCCGAGCCACAUCCACCCAUGGCUCAGGAAUUGGCAGCUGACCUUGCCCCCAAGAAAAAAUCUCGAAAAUCAAGCAUGCCUGUAAAGAUUGAAAAAGAGGUGAUUGACACGGCUGAUGAGUUUGAUGAAGAUGACCAGGUCAAUGAAAAUCAUGUCAACGAUUGCAACCAGGACGAGGAAAUGAAUAACGCCAAUUGUCGCAAAGAAAUGAGUCCUAACAUUCACAUACACAGCAGCAGAAAACCAGAUGAGGAGAGAAGCCUUGGUGGGUUUGAAGAUAAGCAAAUAGGUAGCAUCACUUCAGAGGAGCAAGAGCAUGACCGUGACUUUGAGGAUGAAUCUGAAGGUUCCGAGUCUAAAAUGUGCGAUAAUCCCAUAGAAAAUGAUGAGCGGGUACACCGAGAAGUAUAUGAAAAGGAGGAAAUGUCAAGCAGCAAGCCUGAAGACAAAGACUGUGUUUCCCCUCAGCCACAGACUAUUAAAAUAAAAGAAGAGUUCACUGACCCAACCUAUGACAUGUUUUACAGUAUCAGCCCGUAUGGUUUAUACAAUGGAGGAGGAGGGAACAUUGCUGCCCUGCCAGAAGGCUUCUCUCCUUCAGUGGGAUACAGCAGUCCCCAGAAAUACUCACCAGAGAGUGAACUCUGCUCCAGCCCUGAUCCUAAGAUCUGUUAUGUCUGCAAGAAGAGCUUUAAAAGUUCGUACAGCGUGAAGUUACACUACAAGAAUGUUCAUCUGAAGGAGAUGCAUGUUUGCACAGUAGAAGGUUGCAAUGCAGCGUUUCCAUCCCGCAGGAGUAGAGACAGGCAUCUCAUACACAGAAUACCGCACAGACACAGCGCCAACAUAAACCUUCACCGUAAGCUUCUGACCAAAGAACUGGAUGAAAUGGGCUUGGAUCCAGCUCCGCCUCUUGCCAAGGAUCUCCGUGAAGAAUUCUUGGCCAAGAUCUAUGGAGGGCACCAUGGCAUUGGGCUAGAUAUGCAGGACGAAGCCAGUUCACCGGCAGGAACGGAAGAUUCCCACACCAAUGGCUACACAAGGGUCACAGCAGAUGAUUACAUGGUGUUGGAUCUCAGUACCACUUCCAGUGUUCAAUCCAGCAGCAGCAUUCACUCAUCACGGGAAUCGGAGGCAGAAAGUGAUGAAGGGAUUCUGCUGGAUGAAAUAGAUGGGGCCAGCGACAGUGGUGAAUCCACUCACAGAGCAGAGGCCCAGUCCCAAGCUGCUGGUUCCAGUCAUGAAGUCCUGGAAGCCUCCAUACUGCAGGCAGCAUCAACUAGCAAUGGUGGAAUCAUGUGUAUUAUCUGCCACAAAAUGUACAGCAACAAGGGAACUUUGAGGGUUCACUAUAAGACAGUCCAUCUUCGUGAAAUGCAUAAGUGCAAGGUCCCUGGUUGCAAUAUGAUGUUCUCCUCUCUGCGGAGUCGGAAUCGACAUAGCCAGAACCCUAACCUACACAAAAAUGUUCCUUUCACCUCCAUAGAUUAAUGCAGGCCUCUACUCCAGGUGGCCCUGAUCUGUGGAAACUGCCAAGCCUUUUUGACAUCAGGUGCUUACUCUGCAGUUUUGCUCUCUAACCUGGGGUUCGGACCCAAGGAGCAAUUGUUUCAGCUCUAUAGAUUGAAACCCCAGCUCUUAUUGAAAUGCUCACGCUUAAUUCAUCUCCAAAGAGACAAUUUGAACUAACUGUGACUGUUGCCUGCAAAAUAAAAGUACCUUCUUAUUGUCAUUGUGUACUAACUACUUGUCAGCUUUUGAAAGAAACUUUGAUUGAGCAUGGCGGCUUAUUUUGUAAAUAUUGUGCCCUUAAAAGGCCAAUGAUGUAAAUCUGUUGUACUGUCAUCCUGAUAAGCCAAGGCCCUCUUUUUAUAAUCUUUGUGCUUUGUGAAAUUUCCAAAAUCAGCAACAUAGAACUUGUAAAGUAAAAAUUCCCACUUGUUUUAAUUUGUCACACAGCAUUAGAGUCUAUCUUCUGAGCAGAUUUUGGGCAUAUGAUGCCAAUUUGUAACUUUACUCCUAACAUCCAUAAGGUGGUAUAACCGUAAAAUUAGAGCCAGACUGUUUGGAGGUGAUGUCAGGAAGCACUUCACACAGAGGGCAGUGAUAAUCUGGAACUCUUUCUCCAAAGAAGCUGUGGCAGUUUAGUAACAGUGGGGUGGCAAGGAAUGUUCAAUUGGAAAUAUUAGAACUAAGAUUGAUAGUUUAUCAUCAGGCGAGGAUGUGAGCAUUAUGAAAUUGAAACAGUUGAUGGAAUUGAGGUACAGAUAAACCAUAGUGUAGUAGAAUGUUUGAAUAGACUGAAGGGACUGAAUGGCCUCCUCCUGUUCCUUUGUUCCAAGUGAGUUAAAAUCUGUUGAUUUUUCAGCUGUCAUUGUGCCCCUAUUUAUAAACUAAAACAGCUGGCCUGCCCCAUACUAUGUUUAAAAAUACUGCACUGUCUUUUGUGAACUUCUUCAUGGGUCUCUCCUUAAAAGUCAGAUACAUUUCAUGACAAGAUCCUCUGAGUUGAGGGUACAUUACUAUCUGUCUCAAACCUCUUACACGCUGGAACCCCCUCAGCCCUCCAAUCUCAUUAAUAAUAAUAUUGAUCUCAUCUAUGUGGGCCAAAUUUCACGUUGGUGUCCUUGCCUUCAACUAUUUAGGCCCUUAGCUCUAGAAUUCCCUCAUACACCUGUCCGAUUCCCUCCCUCUGUCUCCCUUCAAGAUGCUCCUAAAAAUCUAUUUCAUUCACCAAGCUUUUGAUCACCCCUACUAAUAACUCCUUUUGUGGUUAUAUAUUAAAUUUCUGUCCAAUAAAAUCCCUGUGAAGUGCCUUAGGAUCAUUUGCCAUGCUGAAGGUGCUUAAUAAACACAGGUUAUUGUUGCAUUUCUACUCUGCCCAGCAAACCAGCAUUAGGAAAUGUUUGUCUGGUAUGGGAUGUUAGCACAUGCCACUUAUUCUCAGGUAUUCUAUAAAUCAGAGAUUCUGAUGGUAGUGCUUAUCUAUACCAAUUUGGCUAUUUGAAAAUGAAUAGGUCUUUGCAUACCUCCUUAUCCCACCCGCCUCUUUUCAAUCACAAUACUUUUUUCUGAUGUGUUGGUUUUUUUCCUCUGGAAGGAAUACAAGGACAAUCAGAUCAGCAGUCUCAAGGACACUUGAUCCUUUUAAUACUCAUUGUUUAGUAAGAGAGCACCCAUUUGCUGAGGACAACUUAUCGAAAUCACAGAUUAAGUCCGUCACAGUCCUCUAGUACAUCACCAACUGUUCAUGCAAUUUGUGAAAUAUGAACAGUAAAGUUAGAGUCACUGGCUCAUUGUGAUCAGACAGAGCUCUUUGUCCAUUAAUUCACAGGUAUGUGCAGUUAACAAUACUAAACUGUCAAUAUCAAGGAAUCCGGAGAGGUGGUUGCUAUACCCCUGGUACAUGGCUCUUUUUUGGAAAUGUUUCUCUUAAAGUAUAUAUAUAUUAUAUAUAAGCAAGGCAAAUCAUUAGACUUUUCAAAAAAUCUCCCAACAGUAGACACUGGACAGAAAUAUAGAAAUGUUAUAGUUUUACUACAAACACUUGACCAUUGGGAAAUUGAAAACAGCACCUUCAUAUUAGAAAGUAAAUCACAAAAGAAAAAUUGCAGUUGAUUCUGAGAUAACA